Ochlerotatus camptorhynchus is the source of this 997-nucleotide messenger RNA. Its product is annotated as DET1- and DDB1-associated protein 1. Bases 179 to 478 code for a protein of 99 amino acids. Gene Ontology annotation, biological process: positive regulation of proteasomal ubiquitin-dependent protein catabolic process. The transcript has 4 exons. The record is from RefSeq and is a predicted model, not a curated record. Gene Ontology annotation, cellular component: Cul4-RING E3 ubiquitin ligase complex. Lineage: Eukaryota; Metazoa; Arthropoda; Insecta; Diptera; Culicidae.
AAAACAUUCGCUUCGUUCCUCUCGCUUUGCGUUGAUGUGUGUGCUUUCUGCUGAUUGAACGAGAAAAUCAUCAACAAAAAAGUUCAUUCAUACGAAUUUUCCGAUCAAAUUUACGUGUCUUCACUGAAACUGGUUCUCGUGUGACCCAGUGCUUCGUCAUCUGCAGUUCUAGAAUAAUAUGUCGAUAACCGACUUCCUCAAAGAUCUCCCCUGCCACAAUGAGGAAAACUUCUCGCUAUUCAACACAGAGAAUGGCGUGAAGACAUCCUCCAAGCGACCAUCGGUGUACAUCCCGACCGUCGACAUUCCCUCGGAGCAAGUGAUAGUUACCGAAAAGAAGAAUAUUCUACUUCGCUAUCUGCAUCAACAGUGGGACAAAAAGAACGCACCCAAAAAGCGAGAGCACGGAACCGACGCCUCCAAUGACACUCUGCGCAAGCGACCCCGCCUGGAACCCAGAGAAAACAACAACACGUAAAUUUAUUGUCCCGCCCGUGUCAUUAUCGUUGCUGCCAGUGAAGAGUAGUCAGAACAAAAUCAAUGCCACACAUUUAACAAAAAGAUCAGCACAUCUAUCUCAUUAAGAUCCAUCAUCUUCGACCAACCGACCUGAGGACGACGAACAAGCGCAUUCCGACUAGAGAUACCGGAUCGUACUAAUAAUCUAGGAACAAUGAUCGACGGGAUGCGCUCUGCUCCGUUUCAUCUGCGGUUGAUUGAGGGUUGGCAUUUUCAAGAAAUUAGAACUACAAAUAAUACCUCCAAAUCGACGUGGUCCUCUUUUCGGAGUUUUGAUGAUUUUCUUUCUGAAAUAACGUUUUUUUUUAUUGCUCGUCGAAUGGAAGCAGCAGAAUUAUCUAGAUGAAUGAAAAUUAGUUCAUAAGUUGUCUUCUAUGUCAUUUCUUGCAGGUUUGCAGUUUUGUUACUGAAGGAAGUUGUGCAAAAUAUAACUCUAUCCAAUCUUGUGUAAAAUAAAUGGUAAACUUUCUUCUUGCAA